Messenger RNA from Saccostrea cuccullata (small rock oyster), 441 nucleotides. RefSeq lists its product as uncharacterized. The annotation marks the transcript as partial. Gene Ontology annotation, molecular function: lipid binding. The transcript has 4 exons. The record is from RefSeq and is a predicted model, not a curated record. NCBI's taxonomy places the organism in Eukaryota, Metazoa, Mollusca, Bivalvia, Ostreida, Ostreidae.
AAUCUAUUGCGAAGUAUGUUUUUUCCCAUAAUUAGCAAAAGCAGUAGUCUUCUUAGAUAUGACGUAAAUGUACAUAUAAAGGAUAUAGACUGGCCAACCUCAGAUAUUCCAAUGAUCAAAACACAUACCCAGACUUUGCAAUGGACUGUUGAUGGAUCAGGGCUCUCAGGGGGUUUAAAUGCACAGAUACGGAUAUAUGUCUGGGGAAUAAGGAUAUUAUCUUUAACUAUAAAUGGUGACCUGAGUGUACGACGACUUGGAUUCAAAAUUGAUAUAAUAAAGGAUGCAAGAAACGGUUCAAUUAAAACUGCUGAUUGCCAGUGUGGCGGGGGUUCAGUUAGACUUAGACUUUAUGGAAGUAUUGUGGCCUGGAUUGCUAACAUGUUCACUUCCUUAAUUGAAAGUAGAACGAGAAAAUUGCUUGCCGAUCCAGAUGGACUU